Molecule: messenger RNA, 2593 nt
Organism: Phlebotomus papatasi
Lineage: Eukaryota; Metazoa; Arthropoda; Insecta; Diptera; Psychodidae
Exons: 2
Coding region: 416-2077 (553 amino acids)
Source: RefSeq, a predicted model, not a curated record
GAAAUAUUAGAGCAACUUUUACUCCCUCGCCAAAUGCGGUAAGAAGGCGACCCACCAUGAAGUUUUGUGAAUGUAUGAAGGGCAAUAGCAUUUUGAGCAUUUCGAGCUUAGAGCCGGGGACUGUCUGUUGCCCAGGUAAAAUGCGUUCCGUUAUAUUCAUCCACACUUCACCGUCGCGGACGCAGAGUAUACAGUCAUUGCUUGAGUCCGAUCAACACAGUCCGAAUGUUUCAUUCAGUGCCAAGAGUUCAGAGUGAAAAGUGGGUAUUUCUCUAUGGGAUCAUCCCGCAACAUAGAUCAUGUGGCUUUCCUCAUCCAAUACACAAUCAAUUGCUGCGAUCGCGGACAAUUAGUGGUCGAUAAUGGGAAGUGUUAAAAAAUUAGUGAUAUAGCUGAUGAUAAGUGAAAAGUGAAAAUGCUGGUGCCAAAAGUGAAUUUAAAGUACCUCCUUGUUCUCAUAGUAUGGAUCUUCGUGGUUAUUGCCACAGUGUAUGUGUUCAAUUUUGUCGUGAUCUACGAUCCUCCCGGCUACGUGGAUGGCGAUCGUAGCCGAACUACCCUCAUUCGCGAAUAUCUUACAUCCGGCCAGUACAGUCAACUUGUGGAUGUGGCCAAUGAAAUGGAACUCCUGGUGGAUCCUAUGAGAGAGCGUGAUUUCAAUGAAGUUGUUCGUGACAUUGAAACGAAAGUGCCCUUCCUGCCGUUGGACUUUUGGGCGCGCCAAACUCUAAUUGGGCGCAAGAAAAUGAAGCCACAGUGUGGGAAAUUCCCGUCCAUCUUUGAAUUGGAGAUCAACAAUGAUCUGUGGCAGACACAACAUACAUCCAAUGGCACCUAUCAGCUGUUCGGUGCGUACAUGGACAAUCGCAAGAGCAAUGCCAAUGAUCAGUGGUACGUUCGCAUCUUGGGCAUGAUCGAUCGUGUGGACACACACUUGCCCAUGUUCUGCCAGAUAUGGUACGAUCAGCAGGAGAAACCUGUUACGGUGCCCCUAGAGCAGUACCAUUACAUCUGGAUUAAGAGCUGGGGAAAUGCAUUUAAUGGUCAAUAUCAACCCUAUCUCAUGUCAUGCCCUAUCCCAUGGGAUCUGCGUCACUUAGUUCCCGUGUCAGUAUCUCUAGUUGAACAACAAUGCGCUACCGCUACCAAUAAUCUCAAAGUUAUGUACAAUAGACCUCUGGACAAUGAGAAGAAGAUGUUUGCGGUAUGUGUCAAGGGGUUGGACUUUCCGUAUGAAGAUCUCUCAGUCAGACUUGUAGAAUGGAUAGAAUUGCUGGGAAUCCUCGGAGCGGACAAGAUCUACUUCUACGAUUUACAAAUCCAUCCCAAUAUGUCUAAAGUUCUCAAGCAUUACCAACGGCUCGAUAGGGUGGACGUUUCAAAACUCACCCUUCCUGCAGGAAAUCCUAAUAUCCCCGGUCUUCAACAUCUUUUUCUCACGGAAAAACUCUACCAGAAGCGCCAGAAUGAGAUCAUACCCUACAAUGACUGUCUCUACAAGAAUAUGUACAAAUACCAAUAUAUCACCCUCUUGGACAUUGAUGAAGUGAUCAUGCCCAAAAGAAAUAUUAAAGAUUGGAAAGAGUUGAUGGAAACGAUCUCAGACAAAGCAGACCACGGAAGUCCUCUGCCUUUCCCCAGUUACAAUUUCCGCAAUGUCUACUUUCUCCAUUCCCAUCAUCAUCCCGAUAAAAAGUCCCCAGAAAGCAGGGACAUCCCAGAAUUUCUCCACAUGCUACAACACACAAAUAGGGCUGCGAUCUUUAGCGCUCCGAAUGAGCAUGUAAAAUGCAUCCACAGGGCAGAUCGGAUCCUAACACUCCACAACCACUUCGCCAUGAAUUGUCUUCAGGGAUCGUGUGCGGCUUAUGAGAUUGACGUGGAUGACGCCCAGCUGCAGCAUUACAGAUCGGACUGUGUUACAACAGUGCAUCGAAAGUGCGAAAAUAUGACUGAAUUCUUCGUCCCAGAUAAGAAUAUCUACAAAUAUAAGGAUGACCUUAUAAAGCGCUCCCUCAAAACUUUGUACCAGUUGGGCUUCCUGAAGCUCAGAAAUUACUCUACCACUUCCAACUAGGCCAUUAACCUAAGCGACAUAAUUGCUCAACGAUAUCACUUUUCGCGAUAUUGUCACCUUCUCUACAGUGUUAAUUGCAUCGUGAAGCUUGCACGCGUGCUUAACACUUUCACUGCAGUGGCAUCAGAGACAAAUAAAUUAGCUGUGUAUAAUUAGGAAAUGCACAAAAGAACUCAAUGGCAUUUUGUGAAUUCACCAUUGCAACACAACGUGCUUUAUGGCAAAAAAGUACCCACAACUUUAUGCAAUCCUUUAUCGCUGUAUUUCACGACUAAUAAAUCUCUAUUGAGAGUCACUCCAUCGAUGGACAGUGCAGAGGAGGAUGGCUUAAAAAUUGCUAAAUGACGAAGAACCUUCGAUUGAACAAUUAAAAUACCUCUUCAAAUGGACGAAAUCCAGGAGAAACGCAAAAAAGAGUCAAAUUCAGUGUACGAAAAAAAAGAUUGUUUGAAUUGUUGUAUGGUUGAGUGGAAAAAAAGACAUCGGAUAAGCGAAUAAAUGUCGUCACCUCUGUCA